UUUCGAACGACAAAAGUAGACAUAAAAAGGCAGAGUUCGAUGUGAAUUUGUGCAAUUAAUAUUAUUAAAUAUUUUUACACUUUUAUAGUAGACAAUUUUUUAUUCGCUUGUCCAACGAAUUUACAGCGUUUGUCAGCAAUUAGCCCAGUGCGUGUGUAUUAUAAUAAAUAAAUAAUUACGUAUCCACGGUAGGGGCCAAAAGCAAGCAAAUCAUAAAGCAGAGAGCAGAGCAAAGAAAGUUCUAAAAAUAUUUUUGAUCGUCGUGAAAGUCGCAUAUUUUAUAAAGCUUUCAAUUAAAGACCAAAACAGCGCAUACUUAAUUGCAAAAAUGGUAUUGAAAGUGUACGUCAGCGGCAUGUCCGGCAACAAGGAGGUGAAGAAGCGUCAACAGCGCGUUCUGAUGAUCUUGGACAGCAAGAACAUUCAGUACGAUACCAUUGACAUAACAGAACCCGGCAAGGAGAGCGAAAAGGAGUUUAUGCAAAACAAAUCAACUAGCAGCGGCGGCACAGUCAGCGAUCCAGAGCCCAGACAUCCAUUGCCACCGCAAAUCUUCAACGACGAGGAAUAUUGCGGCGAUUAUGAUGCCUUCGACUUGGCCAAUGAGAUUGAUACGCUGGAGGUGUUUCUCAAACUGGCGCCCGCUGAUACAACGGCUGUGAGCAGUGCUCAGAUCGAGCUGAAGCAGGAGAACGGAGUGGCAAAAGAGGGCGAAAAGACCGAGGAUGAAGAAAAGAAAGCUCCAGCGGAAGGCGAAGGGGAAGGCGCGAAUGCGGAGAAGGCAGAGACAGCGACAACAACAGCAGCUCCAGCUGCUGCGGCUCCAGUUCCAGCUCCAGCCGAAACGAAUAAUUCAUCGGCUCAGCUCUUAGAACGAGAGCGCGAAGCUGCGGCGCAAUAAACGAAUUUGAAUUCU
This is a messenger RNA of Drosophila arizonae, 916 nucleotides long. RefSeq names its product SH3 domain binding glutamate rich protein Sh3beta (gene Sh3beta). Gene Ontology annotation, cellular component: cytoplasm. Lineage: Eukaryota; Metazoa; Arthropoda; Insecta; Diptera; Drosophilidae. The record is from RefSeq and is a predicted model, not a curated record.